GGGAACUGAUGUGCGCGUUGCAUUGCGCUUUCAUUUGGUGGAUGGAAUCUGGACCGUCUAUUCAAUUCCGAUCGCAUCUGACGGGUUCUCCUGGUGGUGCCAAGAAUCACGGUGCGUGGCUGUCACUGGUUUGAUCACGUGACAGCUUCCUUCUCUUUAAUUGGUCUUAUCUGCUAAUUUCACGGUCUCUGUUUCGUGAUGAACCGCGGACACACAAUCGAAGACAUUCGGCUGAAGGGUAAACAUGUAAUUACAAACGAUUCGAUUUUUCUAGAAAACCUCCUCCUCCAGUUCACUGUGGUGACCCUAACCAUCUUUCGCCCCCAAACAAAAACAUCUCUUAACGCUCGGUUCCUCUGUCACCUGAUGCGCCACCGCUUUCUGCCAUCUGCUGGUUCGCUGCCUGCCAUUCAUCAAAAGACAUCUCCACUGCAUUCUCUUUGUUUGCGCCGGAGAUUCGAAGCCCUGGAGGAGGACCAGAGAAGACUAUACUGUUGCCCAAGGAAGUAACGGUCGGUAAAUCCAGAUUCUAGGCUCGAUCUCCUCUGCCUUCUCUGUGAUCCUUGAGUUCGUUGGUCUAUGACUCUUCUUCGUGGCGGUGAUUUUAUUUGUUCAUAGGGCGGUGGCGGCCAGGGUGAACGUACUGAAGGCGGCGGCUAAGAUCAGGAAGGUCCCGGCGGCUGAAGUCCUCGUUUCCCUGGCAGUGAUCAAGAAGGAGAAGGCUGAGCCGCCUUCGUUUCUUGAAACCCUCGGGAGGGACACAAGUCAGGAAAUUGUUUCACUCGGAGUACUGAUUUUAAGGAAAGAACUUCUAUCUGUGGGAGGGAAGUCGGUGGUUGAUGACAAAUCUGCAUUGGUUCGAAUCAUUGGAGGGUCCAGGCAUCGAGAAUGCUACGAACAAGCAUAUUGCAGAAGGUUUCUUCUCCCACAUCGAACGAGAUGUGCUGCUUUGUCCCAUUUGACUGCAGCAUACAGAAAAGAUGGAAGAAACCAGUGGAUUCUGCACAAACUCGUCUGGAGAACAGAACAAGAGAUCUCAAGCUUGACAAGCUGAUGAAUCAGUUGAAGAAGCUAAGGUUGGUAAUGGGAGUUCAUGAGCUAAUGGCAAAACGUAGGGGUCACUACACAUCCGUUCAGCUCCUCUCUAGAUGGAAACACAUGGUUGGCUUGAAUACAGAAAUAGGUGACUUUCUUCACAAGUUUCCCCAUAUUUUUGAGACGUACAUUCACCCUGUUAAGAAGAAUCUUUGUUGCAAACUCAGUCAAAAGAUGAUCGAUUUGAUUGCGGAGGAAGCUAGGGUCAUUAGAGCAUCUGAAUUCACUGUUGUUCAGCGUUUGAGGAAGCUUCUGAUGAUGUCUACUCUUGGAACGUUGAACCUCCAUGCACUAUGGCUUUCAAGGAGGGAGUUGGGAUUGCCGGAUGAUUUCAGGGAUUCAGUGAUUCCAAAGUAUCCAGAUUGUUUUAGAGUUGAACUUCCUGAUACCUUGGUACUCAUCUCUCGAGAUGCAAGUUUGGCUGAAGCUGAGAUUGAGAAAUGGAGGGAGAAAGAGUACAGAGAGAAAUGGUUGGGUGAGCAUGAAACCAAGUAUGCUUUUCCAAUUCAGUUUCCUACAGGUUUUAAGAUCGAAAAAGGAUCGAGAGAAAGGCUGAAGAACUGGCAGAUCCUUCCUUACACGAAGCCUUAUGAGAAGAAGCAUGUUAUCAGGAUUUGCAAUGUUCUGCGUUUUGAGAAAUGUGCUGUCGGCAUUCUUCAUGAAUUUCUGAGUUUGACAAUGGAGAAGAUGGUUGAGGUCGAAAGGUUGUCGCAUUACAGAAGAGAUUUUAGGAUGGAAGUUAAUGUGAGGGAGCUCAUUCUUAAGCACCCGGGCAUAUUUUACAUUUCCACCAAGGGGAGCACCCAAACCGUGUUUCUUAGAGAAGCUUACAGCAAAGGUUGUCUGAUUGAGCCCAACCCUGUUUAUGCAGUACGAAGGAAAAUGUUGGACCUGGUUUCGCUGGGAUGCAGAAAUACCAACCAGAAGCGACAACUGGAGCAACUUGAUGAGCGAUGCGACAAUCAGUAUAAUGGAGAUCUGGUUGCUCAGAUGGCAGAAUGUCAUGAUGAAGAACAUAUCAUGGAGGAUCUCUGCAGCAGCAGUCUUCACUCUGACGAGGAAGAUGCAGAGUGAAACUUGGGUUCCUCGUUGAUGCAUGGGCGAGGAGAAGGCAAGGUAGUUUGAAGCUUCAAAAUAGCUUAUUCCCUGUGUGAUUUUGCUCUGUUUGCAAAACAUGAUUUAAUCAGUCCAACGGAGCUUACAAUUUUGCUUUUGAAGAGUAAGCCGAAGCAGUAAUAUAGUAUGAUCUUGUCAAUUUGAUUAGUGGACUGGAUGCCUUGUACCCAGUGUAACAUAGGGUGGAAAUAUACUCUGUUCAAUAUUUUUUA
Messenger RNA from Musa acuminata AAA Group (dessert banana), 2423 nucleotides. RefSeq names its product protein ROOT PRIMORDIUM DEFECTIVE 1. Bases 889 to 2169 code for a protein of 426 amino acids. The record is from RefSeq and is a predicted model, not a curated record. The transcript is spliced from 3 exons. NCBI's taxonomy places the organism in Eukaryota, Viridiplantae, Streptophyta, Magnoliopsida, Zingiberales, Musaceae. Gene Ontology annotation, molecular function: RNA binding.